AUGACUCGCGGUGAUGAAACACUCCUCGCCGUGGCUGGCAUAUUACAGGGCCUGGCGAAGGAUGUCCCGAAUUCCGCAUCUUUUCCCUUUGGCGGCUACAAGGCAAAUAACUCUACCAACGGCGAUGUGACGAAGAUAAAGCUACCAGGCGAGGAGAGUGAUGGAAAAGCUGUUUUGGAACAUGAGUUAGAAGACCUAAUCCGGAGGAUAGUGACCAUGCAAUCUUUCGUGCCUCCAUCUCGACGAUCUACUCGCGCCCCAAACUUUGCCAGCGGACAACACAGUGACCUCGAAGGGUCUUCCAAAUCCCUGCCGGAGUCUGACACAAACUACAAAGAGGAUAUACAUUUCUUACUAAACAGAGUUCAGCUCCAAGCACAAGAAAUACAACUACAGAAAGAUGUGAUCUCUAAAGUUCGCGAGGAACUCAGGAACCAGGAGAAGCGCACUGAGGAAGCUCUGGGGAGGGUGAAAAUUGAUGAUGUUAGCAUAUUAGAGCGCGAGUUGCGAAAACACCAACAGGCCAACGAGGCCUUCCAAAAAGCAUUACGAGAAAUUGGUGGGAUUAUCACGCAAGUCGCAAAUGGAGACUUGUCUAUGAAAGUACAGAUACAUCCGUUGGAAAUGGACCCCGAAAUCACAACCUUCAAACGCACCAUCAAUACUAUGAUGGAUCAACUCCAGGUUUUCGGAAGUGAAGUGUCCCGGGUGGCUCGAGAGGUCGGAACUGAAGGUAUUCUUGGUGGACAAGCCCAGAUCAGUGGAGUUCAUGGUAUCUGGAAGGAACUUACCGAAAACGUGAACAUCAUGGCAAAGAACCUUACGGAUCAGGUGCGAGAAAUCGCAACUGUUACGACUGCCGUUGCUCACGGUGACCUCAGCCAGAAGAUUGAAAGUCAGGCCAAGGGAGAAAUCUUAGAGCUCCAACAAACCAUCAACACCAUGGUGGAUCAACUUCGUACUUUUGCUAUUGAAGUAAACCGGGUCGCCAAAGACGUGGGUAUUGAAGGCGUGCUUGGAGGACAAGCUCAGAUAGAUGGAGUCCAAGGAAAGUGGAAUGAACUUACAGUUAAUGUUAAUGCCAUGGCCGAAAACCUAACAACUCAAGUUCGCGAUAUUGCAAUGGUAACGACUGCAGUCGCCAAGGGCGAUCUUACACAGAAAGUCCAGGCCAAUUGCAAGGGUGAAAUCCUUGCUUUGAAAACUAUCAUAAAUUCCAUGGUUGACCAAUUGAAGCAAUUCGCACAGGAGGUCACGAAAAUUGCCAAAGAGGUCGGAACGGAUGGUGUUCUUGGUGGUCAGGCCACUGUUCAUGAUGUCGAGGGAACAUGGAAGGAUCUGACUGAAAAUGUGAACGGCAUGGCUAUGAAUCUUACUACUCAGGUCCGAGAGAUUGCUGAUGUCACCACCGCUGUCGCCAAAGGUGACUUGACCAAGAAAGUCACUGCAGAUGUGAAAGGAGAGAUCCUGGAUUUGAAGAAUACUAUCAACGGAAUGGUGGAUAGGCUGAACACAUUUGCAUUUGAGGUCAGCAAAGUUGCGAGAGAAGUUGGCACAGAUGGAACACUUGGUGGCCAGGCCAAGGUCGAUAAUGUGGAGGGUAAAUGGAAGGAUCUGACCGACAACGUCAACACCAUGGCUCAAAAUUUGACCUCCCAGGUGCGAGGGAUAUCUGACGUCACGCAGGCUAUCGCCAAGGGAGAACUUUCUAAGAAAAUUGAGGUUCAUGCUCAAGGCGAGAUACUCACAUUGAAAGUGACGAUCAAUAACAUGGUGGAUCGUCUUGCCAACUUCGCGCAUGAGCUCAAACGAGUGGCGCGUGAUGUUGGAGUCGAUGGAAAGAUGGGUGGGCAAGCCAAUGUUGAAGGAAUCUCUGGUAGAUGGAAGGAGAUCACUGAAGACGUCAAUACCAUGGCUGAGAACUUGACAUCCCAAGUGCGCGCUUUUGGAGAAAUUACAGAUGCAGCCACUGAUGGUGAUUUCACCAAAUUAAUCACCGUGAAUGCUUCUGGUGAGAUGGAUGAGCUCAAGCGGAAGAUCAAUAAGAUGGUUUCAAAUCUCAGAGAUAGCAUUCAGCGAAACACCGCUGCCAGAGAAGCGGCAGAACUUGCCAACCGAACGAAAUCUGAAUUCCUUGCAAAUAUGAGUCACGAAAUCCGAACCCCGAUGAAUGGCAUCAUAGGCAUGACCCAGCUCACGUUAGAUACUGACGAUCUUAAGCCAUAUCCUCGAGAAAUGUUGAACGUGGUGCACAGUCUGGCCAACAGCUUACUAACCAUCAUUGACGACAUACUCGAUAUUUCGAAGAUUGAAGCGAACCGCAUGGUUAUUGAAAAGAUUCCAUUCAGCAUGAGAGGUGCGGUAUUCAAUGCACUCAAGACGUUAGCUGUGAAGGCAAACGAGAAAAUCCUGAACCUGAUAUACCAAGUGGACAGCUCUAUUCCAGACUUUGUUACUGGCGAUCCAUUCAGAUUACGACAAAUUAUACUGAACUUGGUUGGCAAUGCUAUCAAAUUUACUGAACGUGGAGAGGUCAGGGUCACGAUCCUCAAGUCCGACAGAGAGGAAUGUAGACCGAAUGAAUAUUCUUUCGAAUUCAUUGUUUCAGAUACUGGAAUUGGUAUCGAGGAGGACAAACUGGAUCUGAUUUUUGACACUUUCCAACAAGCUGACGGGUCGACUACGAGGAAAUUCGGCGGAACCGGCCUGGGAUUAUCGAUCUCUAAGCGAUUAGUUAACCUCAUGGGCGGUGAUGUUUGGGUUACCUCUGAAUUUGGCCAGGGAAGCAAAUUCCAUUUCACUUGCGUUGUGGAAAUGGCAGAUCAAGACGUCAGCAACAUUGCCGCAUCACUUUUGCCCUACAAAAAUCACCGCGUUCUGUUCAUUGACAGAGGCGAAACCGGCGGUUACGCAAAGGAAAUCACUAAUAUGCUGAAGCAGCUUGACUUGGAUCCCAUUGUCGUCACUAACGAAUCGCAGAUUCCUCCACCUGAGAUCCAGGAUUCCUCGGGCAAGGAUUCGGGACAUGCAUACGAUGUUAUCAUCGUUGACUCGGUCAACACUGCAAAGUCUCUACGCACCUAUGAUGAAUUUAAAUACAUACCGAUUGUUUUAUUAUGUCCCGUCGUUUCCGUUAACCUGAAAUCAGCACUGGAUUUGGGUAUAACAUCCUACAUGACGACGCCAUGUCUGCCUGUCGAUUUAGGUAACGGCAUGAUACCUGCCCUCGAGGGGCGUUCCACACCCAUUACCACGGACCAUACAAGGUCUUUCGAUAUCCUUUUGGCCGAAGACAAUGACGUAAAUCAGCGAGUUGCAGUCAAGAUACUAGAGAAAUGCAACCAUGAUGUUACCGUUGUCAGCAACGGCCUCCAGGCACUGGAAGCAAUCAAGCAACGUCGAUUUGACGUUAUUCUAAUGGACGUCCAGAUGCCCGUCAUGGGCGGAUUCGAAGCCACCGGCAAGAUUCGCGAAUACGAGAGAGAGCACGGACUGCCACGGACACCCAUCAUCGCCCUAACCGCGCAUGCAAUGCUUGGCGAUCGAGAAAAAUGCAUCCAGGCCCAGAUGGACGAAUACCUAGCUAAACCCCUGAAGCAUAACCAAAUGGUUCAAAUGAUCCUCAAGUGCGUGACGCUUGGUGACUCCCUGUUGGAUAAGAGCAAUGAACCGCCAGCGUUGGGCGGUGGCGAUGACACGCACCAUCUCACUAGUAACACCUUGGUGCAAUCGUCGGAAGCGAAGAAUCAACGACUGGCCAUGGACAGUAGAGUUAUGGCGGCUUUGGGUUCGUCUGGUGCUAAUCCCGGCUUGAAUCGGAAACCUGACAUGCAUACCCUCCGGUCACACAGAAGAUAG
Molecule: messenger RNA, 3858 nt
Organism: Paracoccidioides lutzii Pb01
Product: DRK1 histidine kinase
Exons: 3
Coding region: 1-3858 (1285 amino acids)
Biological process (GO): cellular hyperosmotic response; phosphorelay signal transduction system; phosphorylation
Cellular component (GO): membrane
Molecular function (GO): phosphorelay sensor kinase activity
Source: RefSeq, a predicted model, not a curated record